This is a messenger RNA of Trichomycterus rosablanca, 1881 nucleotides long. RefSeq names its product guanine nucleotide binding protein (G protein), beta 5b (gene gnb5b). The transcript has 12 exons. Gene Ontology annotation, molecular function: protein binding; signaling receptor complex adaptor activity. The record is from RefSeq and is a predicted model, not a curated record. Gene Ontology annotation, cellular component: cytoplasm; heterotrimeric G-protein complex. The coding region runs from base 1 to 1188 and encodes 395 amino acids. Gene Ontology annotation, biological process: G protein-coupled receptor signaling pathway; G protein-coupled dopamine receptor signaling pathway. NCBI's taxonomy places the organism in Eukaryota, Metazoa, Chordata, Actinopteri, Siluriformes, Trichomycteridae.
AUGUGUGACCAGACGUUUUUGGCCAUCACCUUUGGUCCAUGUGACAACUGCAGCCAGAACAAACCUCUGAUGAACAUCUACCUGCAGAAUGAGCCCAUCAACUACUGCUCGCUGUGUGUGGAGAUGAUGGCGUGCCAUGGUCUGGCGAAGGGUGAGACUUUGGUGUCAUUGCAGGCCGAGUCGGAGAGUCUGAAGGCCAAACUGGAGCAGGAGAGAGCAAAACUGCAUGAUGCAGAACUGAGUCAGGCAGCGGAGAAGGUGGAGACGCUGGGAUCGUUUACGCUGAAGACCCGGAGAACGUUAAAAGGUCACACGAAUAAAGUUCUGUGUAUGGACUGGUGCUGUGACAAGAGACGCAUCAUCAGCUCCUCACAGGAUGGGAAGGUCAUUGUGUGGGACGCCUUCACUACUAAUAAGGAACAUGCUGUUACCAUGCCCUGUACGUGGGUGAUGGCGUGUGCUUAUGCCCCCUCCGGCUGUGUGAUAGCAUGUGGUGGACUUGAUAAUAAGUGCUCGGUGUACCCUCUGUCUCUGGAUAAAAACGAGAACCUGGCACUGAAGAGGAAACCCGUGGCCACGCACACCAACUACCUCUCAGCCUGCAGCUUCACCAACUCUGAUAUGCAGCUCCUGACCUCCAGUGGUGAUGGUACAUGUGCAUUAUGGGAUGUGGAGAGUGGUCAGUUGCUGCAGAGCUUCCGCGGUCACUCGGCUGAUGUGCUCACACUGGAUCAGGCUCCCUCCGAAACCGGGAACACCUUUGUGUCUGGGGGCUGUGAUAAGAAGGCAAAUGUCUGGGACAUGCGGUCAGGACAGAACAUCCAAUCCUUUGACACCCACGAGUCAGACAUCAACUGUGUGAAGUACUACCCGAGUGGUGAUGCGUUUGCUAGUGCUUCUGAUGAUGCUACGUGCCGUUUGUUCGAUCUGAGGGCCGAUCGAGAAGUGGCCGUCUACUCUAAGGAAAGCAUCAUCUUCGGGGCCUCCAGUGUGGACUUCUCCCUCAGCGGUCGUCUGCUGUUCGCCGGCUAUAACGACUACAACAUCAACGUGUGGGACGUGCUAAAGGGCACCAGGGCGGCGAUCCUGUUUGGGCACGAGAACCGGGUCAGUAAGGUGCGGGUGUCGCCCGACGGCACGGCGUUCUGCUCGGCAUCGUGGGACAACACGCUGCGAAUCUGGGCUUGAUCUGAUUCCCCGCUGAGAUCAGGAGCUGAUUCGUCAGAAAAAGGGACACGAUCUUCAUACCAGAGGUUUCGUUUAGACUGAGAUCAGGAUCUGAUGUAAUGAAAGGGAUCCUGUAGAUCUAAAAUGAACAGUGCGGUGGGUGAUAAAGUACUUUUGAGACGUAAUUUAGACCCUGAACUUUGACCCCAGCUUGUACGUAAAUAUACGAGGGUUCUUCAAAAAGUUUCAGCACUUUUAAAACUUUAUUUAUUAUGAAUUUUAAAAACAAACUUCAUCACGCCGCUCAGGUGGCGCAGAAUUAAGUGCGCCCUAUUGGUCCUGCCCUCCACUACAGUCCCAUUUUCUUAUGUGGCCCCUUGGAUCUACACAGUCACCUUCCGAUGCAUUUUUCCAGCGUCGUACCGACUUUUUAAUGCCGUCAGCAAAAAAUGUUUUUGGUUGAGCUCUUAGCCACUGAUGCGUCACUGCUUUCACAUCAUCAUCACAUGAAAAUCUUCUUCCCCAUAAAGCUUCUCUGAGGUGGAAACCAGAUAGAGCUAAAUCCGGACUAUAAGCUCUCAGUCUCUCAGACACGAGCGAUUACUCCUCCUCCCACCCUCACCGCUUCCAACCAAAAUAUACAAGUGCGGAAACUUUUUGAAGAUCCUUCGUAAUUCACUGUACUGUACACAAGUAUAUUUACUCAUGAUAAUA